UGCUUCCUCUAAUGAGUCCGCUAAUGGGUCCGUCAGGACCUCCCGGGUCUCCAUGGAAACAACGCGUCACGACUCUCGCAGGAGGGGGCUAGGGGGCUCGGCGGUCGGUAUAAGAGCAGAGAUCAGAACCGUUUUAGACGGACUCUGCAGCUCCGGUGAGUCCAGACUGUCUGCUGAUCCGAACCGGACUUCAUGGCUGGGCGCGGCAUGCUAAACGAGGACGAGCAUCAGUUCUACACCUGCAACAGUGAUCCCGAAUCCUGGAUCACACCCAGGCAGAGAGAAGCUGCUCGUGAACGGAGGCUGAGUGAUGAUUCCCGUCCCCGGGUCGUCCGUCGGAUCUUCACUAACAGUCGUGAGCGAUGGCGGCAGCUGAAUGUUAACGGGGCAUUCGCCGAGCUGCGGCGCCUCAUCCCGACCCAUCCCCCUGACAGGAAGCUCAGCAAAAACGACAUCCUGCGCCUCGCCCUCAGGUACAUCAGCUUCCUGGACCAGAUCCUGACCGAUCAGGACCAUGAGGACCGUCAGGGCCUUGCUGGGAACCUGUUAGAGGAUGGACUGCAGGGGGCGCUGUCACCAAACUACAGCUGCCAAAGCUCAAAUGAAGGAGACUCUGAUGGUCUGAUGGAGGAGCAGACCGGACUGCAGCACCUCCACCUGCGAUCCAGAUGAGGAGUUAUGAAGGAGCCAAGCUGACCACCAAGGCUGAAAAGCAACAGAGCGUAUCAGAGUUGUUUACAAAGAUAAAUAAACAACUCUUAGAACAUAUCAUGAAAUCUCAAUAAGCGAAAAACAUCCUUAAAUAUAAGAGUUAGAACGAUGGGAGUUUCCUAGAAUGGUGAUGAUGGUGAUGAUGGUGGUGGUGAUGGUGAUGAUGGUGGUGAUGAUGAUGAUGGUGGUGAUGAUGGUGGUGAUGAUGAUGAUGGUGGUGAUGAUGGUGGUGAUGAUGAUGAUGGUGGUGAUGAUGGUGACGCUCUGAGUCAGAGAAUCGUCUCGUGUGAUAUUCACAUUUAUUUGUGGUCUAAAGUUUUAGAAGAAAAGUUUGAAGUUCUGCGGUCCAGCAGAAGAUCCUGUAACCAGAUUCUGUUUCCUUUGUUUUAAAGGAACUUUGGUGCCUUAAAACUUUCCAUUCAUGUGUAAAACCUCCUUUUUAUGUCUGUUUCUCUGCUUAGUUUCUAUCUUUGACUGAGAUUUUUUUACCUGUGAAAACAAACAGAUGAAUAAAUUAAGAUUUUGUCGAUUCAUCAGCGUUGUAAUUAAUUAGAUAGUUUUUGCUCUGAACAAGGCAAGGUGAGUUCUCGUUUACCUUACUGGGUGGGCGUGAGCGGCCCAGAUCUGUCAGCUCUGGGCCGCUCAACAGCUGAUGAAGACGCGUCACGCAAACAUCGGUGACACUUCUGAUGAAGACCGCAGUCGUCGGUCGAAACAUGUCAAGGUAAAUGAGAACUCACAACACGACCUUACAUGUCUGGAGCAAUAAGAUUCUUAUUUAUUGUCUACGAUAAUAAACAUUAUAAAUUGUU
Molecule: messenger RNA, 1523 nt
Organism: Nothobranchius furzeri (turquoise killifish)
Lineage: Eukaryota; Metazoa; Chordata; Actinopteri; Cyprinodontiformes; Nothobranchiidae
Product: T-cell acute lymphocytic leukemia protein 1
Biological process (GO): regulation of transcription by RNA polymerase II
Molecular function (GO): protein dimerization activity; RNA polymerase II cis-regulatory region sequence-specific DNA binding; DNA-binding transcription factor activity, RNA polymerase II-specific
Source: RefSeq, a predicted model, not a curated record